Messenger RNA from Lecanosticta acicola, 642 nucleotides. NCBI's taxonomy places the organism in Eukaryota, Fungi, Ascomycota, Dothideomycetes, Mycosphaerellales, Mycosphaerellaceae. The record is from the annotation of a GenBank genome assembly.
AUGUGGUCAAAACUCACCUUCUUCACCCUCGCAAGCCUGGCCUCAGCCCAGGUGGUCAGCCAAACCACAUCCAACGGCAACCCCGUCCAAGUCACAGGUACAAGCUCCUCCGUGACCCUGCCAUUGUCGCUCCCAACGAGCUUCAUCUCGACUCUGAGUAACCACAUUCCAGGAACCGCAUCGACCGGCGUGGGAUGCACAACCAUCACAAUGCAAGGUCAGCCCGUGUUUACCAUCCAAACCGACACUUCUACCCAAUCUGGAUGCACAUACACGGUCUUUGCUGGAUCUGGGAGUGCAACAUCUAACACUAGCAUCGUCUUCCCGACUUUCUCGUCUCUGCCAGUGCCCGUGGCUCCGGGACCAGUGAUUAUCGCCAAUUCGACGAUGAACGGUACUUCUGGCGUGGCGUCAUCGACUGGUGGAAGGACGACUACGAGUUCUGGUGGUGCCGUGGUUGGUGGAGGUGGAUCGACGAGCACGGCGGCGUCUGGGACUUCGUCUGGUGCUGGUGGUGCCAGUUCGACUUCGACGCGUGCUUCGACUUCUGCUCAAUCAAGCGGUCCUGCCAAUGCCAAUGCGCCCUUGACAGGUGAGGGACUUGGGCUCGCUGUUGUCGCUGGCAUCUUCAUGAUGCUCUAA